AUAUCACGCGUUGCACAAUCCGACUGGGCUGUUCGAAUGCAAAGUCACAUGGGAGCUGUGAAAUAAAACUUGCAAAAAUUCACUGCUGUCUCUUCAGUUGUUUCUGCAGGUCGCGUCCGGACCCAGACUCCGAGGUGAGCUAUCAUGAAGGCCAUUCUCCUUUCGGCGACUUUGCUUGCAGUGGUUCUGUCAGUGGCUGCCGUCUCUCUGAUUGAUCCAGCGCUGAAUGAAGACUGGGAGAAGUGGAAGCUGUUGCAAGAGAAGCAGUAUACAGAGGAAGAAGAAAUUGUUCGGAGAAUGGUGUGGGAGAAAAACUUCAGGUUUAUUGAAUAUCACAAUUUGGGAUACAUGAUGGGAAAACACACCUAUGAUCUUAAGAUGAACCAGUUUGGGGACUUGACCCUGGAGGAGUUCAACAAGCUUAUGAAUGGCUUCCGUAUGCCCAAAUCCAGGAACUCAACACAGCACCUUUUAAAGUUCCGGGAAUCAGUUGAGGUUCCACAGCAGGUUGACUGGCGUGAAAUGGGAUAUGUCACUCCUGUGAAGAAUCAGGGGAGCUGUGGAUCCUGCUGGGCAUUCAGUGCAGUUGGAGCACUGGAAGGACAGACCUUUAAGAAGACAGGAAAGCUCACCUCCCUCAGUGAGCAGAACCUGGUCGAUUGCUCAUGGGAGCAGGGGAAUGCAGGAUGUCGUGGCGGAUGGAUGGAAAAUGCCUUUCUGUAUGUACACAAUAAUAAGGGAAUUGACUCUGAGUUUGGAUAUCCCUAUACUGGGAGGGAGGGUACCUGUGCUUAUAACCCCAAAUUCAAAGCUUCCGAAUGCACCAAUUAUUUUUUUGUUUCACAUUGUAACGAACAAGCUCUAGCUCAGGCUGUGUCCCAAGUUGGACCUAUUUCAGUUGCUGUCGAUGCCACACAUCAGUCCUUUAUGUUCUACCAUUCAGGUGUUUAUUAUGAACCAAGUUGUCAGGAAUACGUCAUGAGUCACGCAAUGCUGGUCGUUGGCUAUGGAAGUACAGGUGGACUGCCCUACUGGAUUGUUAAAAACAGCUACAGCACUCAAUGGGGAGAUCAAGGCUACAUUUUCAUGUCCAAAGACAGAGGAAACAAUUGUGGAAUUGCAACACAUGCAGUCUAUCCAGUGAUUCAGGGCUGAGUCUCGCACUGUUAUGCAGGAAGUGCUUCCCCCUCUGGGUGUGACUGUGUGAGACAGAGAGCUUGUUGGUUUGCUUACUGUUGCUUUGUUUACAAUUUUGUGUGGUGAUAUGAACAUAAUCUGUCUUUCCUGGAACAAACUACUAUUUCAAUUGUGAACACAGUGAACACAAUGCUUGUUGGAUGAUUGGAAUUGGCUGAUAAGCAAAUCCUAUUGAUGAUGUAAUUCCUGUGUCUACUUCAGAGCAGAGACAUGACCCUGCUGAGCGGGGUAUUCCUCAUCCUCCUCCCCUUGAAGAGAGCAGCCUGGAUGAAAAACUGGACACAAAGCCAUUUGGCCCUUUGGCUCCAGUUGACUCUGAGUGGAGCAAUCCCAUCAUUAUACUCCAUUCCACAUUUUGCUCGCAGUCCUGCAACUUUUGCUCUGAAAAGCUCUCAAACUGUUCUGAAUCUUCAGUCAUUUAAUGGCACCAUUAGCAGGUCCCAGUGAUCAGCUACCAGCACCAAAAACAGAACAUCUUCAAACACUCAGUAGAUCACACAAUAUCUAUGGAAAGAGAAAUAUCUGCAGCACAUCCUUAGGAUGUGGGAGGAAACCCACAGAUUCAGAGUACCUGUGACUAGUAUUAAACUUGCAUCUCUGGAGCCAAUGGGAAAGCUCGGCUAGGUGAAUUAUUAUCGUUAACUUAAUAAAAGUUUCUAUCCCUGCCAGAAAUGCAGUUACUUACAUGUUAACUAAUAAUAGCUGUUCAUUGUACUGUAGUUCACUUGGACUCUCAAUUUUAUGUUUUUAUAUUCCAAUGCACAAAUUUGAUAUUCUGAUUUUUCUUCUUGUUGUUCAUAUGAUCUGUUUAUUUUCGCACAUGGCGCUUUGAUAUUUUUCUUUGAAUUGCUUCCACGGUUUUGCUUCGUGGCUGUCUGGAGAAGAUGAAUAUCUGUUGUAUACUGCAUACAUACUUCGAUAAUAAAUGCAUCUUGAACUUUGA
Messenger RNA from Hypanus sabinus (Atlantic stingray), 2140 nucleotides. RefSeq names its product procathepsin L-like. The transcript is spliced from 8 exons. NCBI's taxonomy places the organism in Eukaryota, Metazoa, Chordata, Chondrichthyes, Myliobatiformes, Dasyatidae. Gene Ontology annotation, biological process: immune response. Bases 145 to 1155 code for a protein of 336 amino acids. The record is from RefSeq and is a predicted model, not a curated record. Gene Ontology annotation, molecular function: cysteine-type endopeptidase activity. Gene Ontology annotation, cellular component: lysosome.